AUGGGUGGUAAAAUUGAUUCUUCAAUCAAUAGAGGAAACGUUCCAUACAUUUUCAGAUUGGGUGGUCAAAAUUGUCAUAGUAUUGGAAGUCUUUUGCCAGCAAAAGGAUCGGAACCAAAAUUCUCUCAGUUAUACAUUUAUGACACUGACAACGAAAUUACAAAUAGACAAAGAUGUUUUCAUGGUGGAAAGGAUCAAUCAACAUCAACUAAUAGUGAUAUUGUUAAAGAUAUUAAGGUGAUCUUGGAUUCAAAUAAUGUCUUGGUUAGAUCUUAUAGAAUGGUAAGAGAUACUUUUCAAAAAAAUCCAGAAGUUGAUAUGAAAUUACGACUUAUUGGGAGAAGGGAGCAAGAUGGAAGAACAUAUAACCUACCGACUGCUUCUGAGGUUGUUGCUUUAAUAAUUGGUGACAUUUCGGAUUCAAUCGAAAAGAGGGAUAUAGUCGUUCAAACAAAAAAUGGUUGUCUACAACGUAUCAGUGAAUUGCAUCCUUCUGUUGACAUUCUUCAUAGAGGUGUGUCAUAUACGACCAACAGCAAGCGUGCAAAAUGUACAAUGAGAGAAUAUUUCGCUUAUAGGAUUCAAGACAGAGAUCAUUCGUUCUCUCUCAUACUUAAUUCAAGAAGGUUGUUUCAACAAUUUCUGGUAGAUGCCUAUACUAUGAUGGAAACGGAGAGAAUGUACUACAUACGUAGGCAACAACAUGUUCUUAGAUGUGAUUCUUAUGAAAAUUUACAUAACCAAAAAGCUCAAGGAACGACUGAUAUCUCGAAUGUCGGCCAACGUGUCAUAUUACCUUCAUCCUUUACCGGAGGUGCACGCUAUAUGCUGCAAAACUAUUUGGAUGCCAUGUCACUAUGUAAAUGGUUUGGAUAUCCUGAUUUCUUCAUAACCUUUACGUGUAAUCCCAAAUGGCCUGAGAUUAAAAGGUUUCUUAAGGAUACUUCACUUCAACCAGAAGACAAACCUGAUAUACUAUGUAGGUUGUUCAAGAUCAAGCUUGAUGCAUUCAUUAAAGACUUAAGGGAGAACCAAAUUUUCGGCAAAGUUCAAGCAUAUGUUUAUACCAUUGAAUUUCAAAAAAGAGGUUUGUCGCAUAGUCAUAUAUGUCUAUUCAUGCAUUCUGACAACAAGCUACCAACUGUUGAACUUAUCGAUCCAAUAAUUUCAGCAGAGAUACCAGACAGAAUUGAAGAUCCUGAAUUGUAUUCACUUGUAAAUGAGUUUAUGAUUCAUGGUCCAUGUGGAGCUGAAAAUAUGAAUUGUCCAUGCAUGGUGGAUAAAAAGUACUCUAAAAACUUUCCAAAACAAUUCAGUAAUCAUUCGUCUGUUGAUCAGAAUGGUUUUCCGUUAUAUAGGCAAAGAAACGAUGGUCAUUUUGUAGAAAAAUCAGGUGUAAGGUUGGAUAAUAGAAAUGUUGUUCCAUACAACAAAUAUCUAUUGAAAAGAUAUCAGGCACAUAUUAAUAUUGAAUGGUGCAAUCAGGGAUCUUCUAUAAAGUAUUUGUUUAAAUACAUAAAUAAGGGUCCUGAUAGAGCUACAGUUGCUGUUGUACCAACCAACAAUGAAUGUGAAAAUAAUGAUGUGGUCGAUGAAAUAGCUGAAUAUUACGAUUUUAGAUAUUUAUCAGCAUGUGAAGCAUCAUGGCGAAUUUUUAGAUAUGAUGUUCAUUGCAGAUAUCCUUCUGUUGUCAGACUACCUUUUCAUCUUCCUAAUCAACAGCAGAUUGUAUAUGGCGAAGACGAUGAUAUUGAUAAUGUUCUUGACAAACCUUCUGUUGCGGCUUCAAAGUUCACAGCUUGGAUGGAGCGUAAUGCAAUCGACAGUGAAGCACGAAAACUCACAUAUGUUGAAUUCCCUACAAAGUUUGUUUGGAUAUUAAAUGGUCGAUUUUGGAAGCGAAGGAAAGUAGGAAAAGCCAUCGGUAGAAUUCAUUCUGUUUCACCUAAACUAGGUGAAGCAUAUUUCUUAAGGAUUCUUUUAAAUAAAGUAAAAGGACCAACAUCAUUUGAUGAAAUUCGCACGGUAAAUGGUCAAACACAUUCUUCUUUUAGAGAUGUCUGUUAUCCACUCGGGCUAUUAGAUGAUGACAAGGAAUACAUUGAUGCAAUUAAAGAAGCAAGUCAUUCUGGAUCUGGUUUUUAUCUACGCUUUUUAUUUGCUACAUUGUUGAUGUGUAAUAGUAUGUCUAAACCAGAGAUCGUUUGGGAAAAUACAUGGGAAUAUUUGGCAGAUGGAAUUCUAUAUAGCCAACGACAAAGAUUUAAGUCAGCAGAAUUGUCACUCGGAGUAGAUGAACUUAAGAACUUAACUUUGUUCGAAAUACAACAAAUUUUACUUCGAAACAACUCUACUCUCAAAAACUUCAAAAACAUGCCAUACCCAGAUGUUGAAUCCGUUUCUUCUUCAAACAAUUGA
Messenger RNA from Lactuca sativa (garden lettuce), 2418 nucleotides. RefSeq lists its product as uncharacterized. NCBI's taxonomy places the organism in Eukaryota, Viridiplantae, Streptophyta, Magnoliopsida, Asterales, Asteraceae. The record is from RefSeq and is a predicted model, not a curated record.